GUUAGUUCACGUUCCUACUCUGAAACAUGUCUAAAUUAUUAGUAUUUGGUUUGACCCAAACAAGCCCAUUGCAGCUUAGAAACAUUUUCAGCUACCUAGUCAAAGCUAGGGGUAUUACCUAUUCACUGGGUACGCUCCACAAACAUCACACUAACUUCUCUGCAGAGUUGGAAAAGACCAUCAAUUCAGAAGUAAAUUUUAAGAAGAUCAGUCACCUUGAAAAGUAUGUUCGACAGCAUAGUAAAUGGUAUCGAGAAAAUGACUGCAUCAAUCGGCAUUACUUCAACUAUUUGUUGCUGGAUCCUCGAGUUACGAAUAAACUGAGGGAACGAGCGAGUCAUCUUCAUCUCAUGGAUGUUUGGUAUACCUUCUUGAAAGCCAUUUUCUAUGUGGGAAAAGGCAAGGCAUCCCGUCCUUAUGUUCAUUUAAAAAAAGCUCAAAAAUUGCUGAACGAAACCAACAGCAUUACGUUAGUCAAAGACCCCAAAUUAGCCUUAAUAGUGUCCAUCUGGAGGGCAAAACGUGGGGUCUUACUAAUACGCGCUUUUCAAGGAAUUUCGUCACAAGAUGCGCAAACUCGUGAGGCAUCCAUUCUCGAUGCUCUAAGUAUGAAUCACCUGACCAACCGGCGAUUGGGUGCUUACUGGGGUUUAGCUCGAAGCCGUUUAUCGAGUAAGGAGCGAAAGUAUCUGGGGAUAGCUUUGCUUCAUAAAUUAAUGCUGAAAUUCCUAGCAACCGAAGAGAAAGAACUAUUUCCCCUAAAGAGCACGAAAACCCAUGAAUUCCAAGCUGCAAUGGCAGCUUAA
Molecule: messenger RNA, 806 nt
Organism: Drosophila subpulchrella
Lineage: Eukaryota; Metazoa; Arthropoda; Insecta; Diptera; Drosophilidae
Product: ankyrin repeat and LEM domain-containing protein 1
Exons: 1
Coding region: 27-806 (259 amino acids)
Molecular function (GO): endonuclease activity
Source: RefSeq, a predicted model, not a curated record